ACUAUUUAGAUUUGCACACUGAGCCUGAUGAAGGAAUGAGGGAUGUCGCUAUCAUCUCCCUCUUCCUGCAACUUGAAAAUGAUUGGUACACGCCUAAUCACACAGUCUCUCUAACGAUGCUUCCUAUAUGUGGGAUUCAUGGAGAUGUAAGAGUUGGGAACCUCAAACAAUCCCUGCCCUGGGUCCUAUACUUCACUAAUGGCAGACCUGCCCAGGCUGGUCAAACGUAUUUUGCUGCCUGAGGCAAAACAGCAAAUGGCAUUCCACCAAAUAAUGUAGCACCCAAGGCCAUUCAAAUUAUAUUGGCACCCAAGGCAUAAAUUUCCACAAAUGUAUCUCCCCAUCCCUGGCUACACAUAUGAGUUAUGGUGCCAAUUGUUUGGAAAAUUAGACCAUAACUCAAAACUCUAUUUACACUGUCAAAUUCAAUUUAACAAGGGGAUGAUCACUGUCAUUUAGCAAAAGAAAGAAAUUUGACAAACAUGUUUGUUUUCAAUAAGAACGUUAAAUCCCUUUCAAUCAGCUGCAAUAACAAAUACGUGCAGAGUCUCAUACAGCAGGGUGUUGAAAAGAUGGGGUAAAUAUAUCAGUCAUUAUAGUGCAUGCUCUUUUGAGCUUGAGCAUGUUAAGCUGUUGACAAAUAAAAAUAAACAAAUCCAAGGUUCAUGCACACUCACGUGGGCCUAAGGAGAGUACAGACACACACAUAUCAUUGCACUUCAAGAUUCCCCACUGCCUUCACUUCAUUCCUUUGCUGCUUGAGGGGGUCUAGAAAGUCAAAGUUUGUUGUGUAAGUUCAUUGGGGGAGAGUGGGAGCUCAGCUGUAAAACGUGUGUUAUACGAGGAGGUCCUAGAUAGGCCUGUCUUGUGUCUAUCUGUAUAUUUCAGUGGUGUGUAUUGAAAAUUUUCAUAGGGGAACAGUUAGGGCCAGAGUCUCCAGCUUGUGAGGGCAAUGGGUGUGUAUCUGUGACGUUGUACGGGUAAACAUCACACUGCUGGAGCCCUCCUGCCUCCUUCCCAAAGCUAGGUGGGUUUUGGGAAGCUGAUGGGAGGGGUCUUGGACCCAUCAGAGCAUCACACCUCCCUCCUAAUAAUAAUAAUAAUAAUAAUAAUAAUAAUAAACAAACAAAUAAAUUUUUAUUUAUACCCCACCCUUCCCGGUUCAGAAAACCGGGCUUAGGGCGGCUAACAACAAAUUUAAAACACUUAAUUGAUGCAACAAAAAACAGCAUAAAAUACAGUAUAAAAUGUGAAUAACAAUAAAUUCAGAAUUCAAAAAUCAAUUUAGGAGGGAAAUCCAUCCAAUAAACAUUAGAUGAUCACCAGGGCAAGCUGGCUCAUCUAGUCCUAUUUGGGCCAGCGAGGAGACCAGGGGAGAAUUAGCUGUGGGAUCCCAGAGCGGGUAAUCUUCAUAAAAAGGGGAGGGGGAGGGAAGGAAGGGGAAUAAAAGAUCAGGCUAAGUUCAAAUUGAAAGCCAGGCGGAAUAGUUCUGUCUUACAGACCCUGCAGAAGGAAGUUAAAUCCUGCAGGGCCCUGGUCUCAUGGGACAGAGCAUUCCACCAGGUCGGAGCCAUCACUGAGAAGGCCCUGGCCCUGGUGGAGGAUAAUCUGACUUCCUUAGGGCCCGGGACCUCUAAACUAUGAUUAUUCACGGACCUUAAGGUCCUCUGUGGGGAAUACCAGGAGAGGCGGUCCAGUAAAUACGAGGGCCGUAUGCAAGGCAGAAGCUUCCUGGACUUUGGGGAGGAGGUGCCAAGGGCACAUUUAGGGGACUACCCUAGACCCCCUAGUCCACCGAUUGCACACUACUGGUAUAUUUAUAGAAAGUCCACAAGCAAUGGUCCUUUUCAGUUGUUGUUCCCCUGACAUCUCUAGUCUGUCUGCACGCAGUCCUCACUUAUUCAUCCAUGUGGGGACAAUCCCAUUAAAUACAACCAUGCAUUCAUAAAAUCAUACAGCGUAUUCCUAGACUGUGUCUAGGUUUUGACUGUGCAAUUUUAGCAGCGGCAUAGCGUGGGUUGUCAGCACCCGGGGCAAGUCAAGUAAUUUGCGCCCCCUGACCCGGGGCAAGGCAAGUAAUUUGCGCCCCCUAACCCCUAACUUGCCGCCGCUGCCAGCUUCUUCUUGCUGCUGCCUGGGCUGGGCUGGUGUGGUUCUCUCCCAUGCUCAGCGCUGCGCUGGGCGGCCGCUGCACUGUCCCUCCCCCAGAUAGUCCCUUGCUCUCUCUCCGCACCGCACGCCUGGCACCCACCCCCUCCACAGUGGGCGGCGACCCAGCGGCUCGGAUCGGAUUCGCACAGCCAGCACUGCAAUGAGAGAGAGUGAGUGAGCCAGGUAGAGGCAGAGAGCUGCGAGUGCGAGGACGCCCCUCCCAGAUGUUGCACCUGGUACGGCCGGCCCCCCCUGCACCCCCCACACUACGCCACUGAAUUUUAGCAAGAACACUUAGAAAGGUUUAUACAUGCAGUCUUAUUUGGAUGGGGCAUCCUUACAGAGAUGUCUGGGCCUUCACCCCACAUAAACAGCAUGCUGGAAUGGAGUAUCCCGAGAGAAGGCUUGACUGGUUGGCUGAGACAAUGAGCAGAUGUGCGCCGCAUUGCAAAGGGUGAUGUGUGUGUUUUGGGUUUUUUUGCAGCUCCCACUUGUAGACUAUUCAUGAACUGUCAACGGCACAGUAUGUAAAAUUUUAUGUAAAGUAUUGAGAUCCUCUUAAGCUGAUCAAAAUACAGGCAGUGAGAAAAGGAGAAAUAGUAAUCAGCACAAAUAGUAAAAGUGCAAGCGUUCAAAGUGGAAAAUGAGAGAUGAGAAAUGAAAAUGGGCUUUUGGUUUUGUAAAAUACUACACCGAGACAGGCAGAGUGAGCAGGCAUGUUGAAACCAUCUGGAUCACAUUUGCUGGUAAGGGAGGGAGAGAAGAUUAAUUUACUUCUGCUCAGAUGUAGCAAAAUUAAUCUUAAUUGGGUUCUUUUGUCAUUUGAUAGAGUCCAUAUGGUUUCAGUAAUAUACAUUCAUUAGUUCUUAAGGUUUAUUCCUGCUUUAGAGCAAACUUUAGAGCAGUUGUGUUCUUGGUAGUUAAACACUGACAUUCUCAAGAAGUUGAGCAGAAUAUUAGCUCAGCUCAUAAAGAUGCCAACUAUUCUUCUAAUGCUCUUGGAUCCCUUCAUAUUCCACUUCAGCAAUGUGCAUGGUGCUUUAUUUAUUUUUUUUAAAAAAUGUCACGACAAGUCCCUCACAUUUUAAAAUAGAGAAAUACAUUAUUUUAUGUCAUUCAAUCUCAGAAAAGUCAGGAAACUACCAUUUGUGAGGUGAUGAGGGUAACUGGGAAGCAAUUCUCUUCACCACAGCAAAUUACAAUUCCCAGGAUUCUCCAGAAGAAUGCCUAUUAAAUCCAUAAACCAGGAAACACUUAUAGUGGCAUGCCCAGAGAGAGAUAGGAAAAUGUUCACCAAUAUUUUCAUCAUGACCACCCAUCAUUAUAUGCUCGUGGUGCAGUGGAGGAGAGAAUUUUCUGUUCUCCCAAGACAUGUAGAUGCCAUAUUCAGAAAGAGAUCGCAAAGUGAUUGCCCUAAACCUGCAAAUGACUGGUCAGUGACUGAUUCAAGGUAUGGUCAUUUUAGCAGCACAGUAGACCCUCUAGAGAAGUGUUUCCAAACCUUGGGUCUCCAACUGUUGUUGGACUACAACUCCCAUCAUCCCUAACUAGCAAGACCAGUGGUCAGGGAUGAUGGGAAUUGUAGUUCAAAAACAGCUGGAGACCCAAGGCUGGGUAACACUGCUCUAGACUAGAGGGUGUUGCUUUUCAGCUCCCACCAACCCUGGCAGACUGUAAGUUCUCCAUGCAGUAACAGAAGAUAUAUCUUCUUAGAAAAUAGAAUCUUUCAUAUUGCUAAUUUUGUAUUUUUCAGUGUUAAGAAGCACUAACAGAAUUUCAACAGCUAUUUUAAUUAUAUUAUUGACUGCUGUCUCAUACUGAAUACUCAAAUAUUAUUCAAUAUUUUCAAUAAUAUGCUUUUAGGAUUCACAGUUAUGCCAUUUCCCUGCAAGGAAGAAAAAAAAAAUCUGGAAAGAAAAAUUGAGGCAAUAAGGAGUUAAUAGCUGGCACCUAUACAUAUUCUUCCAUUUGUGUCUGAAGAUCUCAUCCUGUAUUGUUUGAUGAAAUGUUUCAUUGUCUGCAUGUCCUGUAUUGUUUGGUGAAUUGGAUUAUUGUUCACAUCACGGCCUUUGCAUGUAAUUACUCUGCGGCCUCAGCUUGUAUCUCUUGUAUCUGUUUAUAUCAAUAUUACUUUUUAAUUGAGUUCCUGCUACUUGGUCUCUCUUUUUUUUACUUCUCCCUACAGGGCACUAUCACAUUUACUUUUGUGUGUAUUUUUCAUAAACAAGCUAGACGCAGCUCAAGCACCAAAGUAACUCUAACAACAGCAAUGGAAGGUACUUCAGAGGAUGCAAGAGAUGAGUUAUACGGCAAAUUAAAGCCAUCAUGUUUCUAUGAUAUGCAAGAAAACAGAUGCUAAAAUUAAUUUGGUUCCUGAAGCAGAGUGUAAUUAAGACGUACCUGCUUUGUGUGCAGGUUAAAAAACACACCAACCCACCUCAAAUCAAAUGGCAAUAAAAAUGCAAUGAAGCCUGCUCUUCCAAAUUA
This is a messenger RNA of Podarcis lilfordi (Lilford's wall lizard), 4638 nucleotides long. The record is from the annotation of a GenBank genome assembly. NCBI's taxonomy places the organism in Eukaryota, Metazoa, Chordata, Lepidosauria, Squamata, Lacertidae.